CAGAAAAGUGCAUUAUUAUUUUUGAAAGAUAUAAGAAAAAGUUGAUAUAGUUCUGCUCCCUUCGGAAGAAGGGCACCCUUAUUUGAAUUGCAUACCGCAAAUAGCGAAAUAGGGACCUCGUACGCUCUUGGUCCGUAUUUGUUUAGGGCUGAAUCAAAAUUACAAGAAGGAUAGAUGAGUGAAAGAGCUGUACCUAGAAGGGAGAGUCCGUGGGGUUUACCUGAAGGUGACACCAGACAACCAAAAGCCCACAGGUGCAACGACCGUGCUGAGGAUGUCAUCCAAGCAUGUUUUGAAGGGAACCCAUUCAAAACAGUUCCCGGCCCUUUCAAGUUGUUCUGGCAAUGGAAGAGCCCACAGAGCCAUACACUUAUUUGCAGCUGGAUCCACCAAAGAGGGAAGUAAAGCUCGAGUGAAGCAUCAAUUAUCAGAAAAGUAAAGCUCAAAAAAAAUUCAGAAAAGUGUUGUUUUUCUCUUGUUUUUUAAUGUGGAAAUAAGAAUUUUUUUAAAAAAGACAGAGGUGUUUAUGCUGAAGGAUGGCAUUGUUGUACUUGAUUAAGUGAGAGCAUGUUGUCUUGCAUAGUUGAAUUGAAUGAUCUUUUGUACAAAAAAACCCUUUUAUUCUAAUCUUUUCAAUAUAUCUCUAUCACUUGCAAAAAAAGUGUUUAAACAAGCUGGGGUUUUGAGAAAAAAAGGGGUGUUUCCGAUUAGAAAUGUCUGUGAAGACCCGAGGAGGAGGCGGCGGCGGCGGCGGAGGCGCCGGCGGCGGGAAGGUUUCAAGAAGCGGCCUUUCUAAAAAUUGGACCAUUUUUCUGUGUAUAAGCAGUUUCUGUGCCGGAGUGUUUUUCACCAGUAGAUUAUGGUCCAUUCAUGAAUCACAAGAAAUCAGUAAACCACCUACUUCUGGAGAUGAAAGCUUGAAGCUUGUAUCACAAGAUUGCAAUGUGAACAUAAAAGCAUUGAAAGGUGUCUUUGGGAAAGAUUCUAGAAAACAUGAUUCUAUCAAAACAUUGGACAAUGCCAUUUCAAGCCUAGAAACUGAGAUGGCUGUGGCUACUGAGUUAGAGGACACUGAGAAGAAUCCCACAUACAAAAAGCGAAGAAAAUAUUUUAUGGUCAUAGGAAUAAAUACUGCAUUUAGCAGCAGAAAGCGAAGAGAUUCUGUCCGUGCUACAUGGAUGCCACAAGGUGAACAAAGGAAGAAACUCGAAGAAGAGAAAGGAAUUAUAAUUCGCUUCGUCAUUGGCCAUGGUGUCACACCAGGGGGUAUACUUGACAAAGCUAUUGAUUCUGAAGAUAACAAGCAUGGAGAUUUCUUGCGACUGGAUCAUGUGGAAGGGUAUCUUGAGUUGUCUGCCAAGACCAAAAUGUACUUUGCCACUGCUGUGAAGCUAUGGGAUGCAGAGUACUACAUCAAAGUUGAUGAUGAUGUUCUUGUAAAUAUAGGAACACUUGGGGAAACACUAGCAAGACACCGUAAAAAACCUCGUGUAUACAUCGGGUGCAUGAAAUCCGGUCCGGUCCUAUCACAGAAGGGAGUGAAGUACCACGAACCGGAGUACUGGAAAUUCGGGGAAUAUGGAAACAAAUAUUUCCGCCACGCUACGGGACAAAUAUAUGGGAUCUCAAAAGACUUGGCUAUAUACAUUUCCACAAACCAGCAUAUGCUGCACAAGUAUGCGAAUGAGGAUGUUUCGUUGGGUUCUUGGUUGAUUGGUCUCGACGUGAUGCACAUUGACGAUCGCAGGCUGUGUUGUGGAACGCCACCCGAUUGUGAGUGGAAGGCUCAAGCGGGCAACAUAUGUGUUGCAGCAUUUGACUGGGCAUGCAGUGGGAUAUGCCGACCGGUGGAUAGGAUCAGGGACGUCCACCAGAGGUGCGGGGAGGGAGAAAACGCUCUGUGGAAUGCCACAACUUUCUGAAUAAUGAAACUGCCACUUGAUGAAAUCACACGAAGUAUACGUAUAGAUACACAUAGAGAGCGAUCGAGAGAUAGGAAUUUUUAUAGCAGAUGGUCUGUCAUAUAUAGCAGCAUGUUUUUUUUUAUUAUUAUAGCAGCAUAAAUAAUAAUAAGAAUAAUACUACUAGUAAACAAACAUAUCUAUAGUAUAAUUAGUGAAUGCAGAUCAUGUGUUAAUUCUGCAAAACAAAAAAAAGUUGAUUACUUUGAUGUCAUAGUUAGUGAUCAAAGUAGAGCAUUUGAGGAGUUAGAUAUACCAGACAAUAUAGCUGUUUGAGGGUU
Cuscuta campestris is the source of this 2242-nucleotide messenger RNA. NCBI's taxonomy places the organism in Eukaryota, Viridiplantae, Streptophyta, Magnoliopsida, Solanales, Convolvulaceae. The record is from the annotation of a GenBank genome assembly.